AUGGGUUUCGAAUCGGACGUUCGUGAAUACCACCGUCGAGCAGGCCGCAGACCCGACGAGGAUGACAGUAAAAGAGGCAGUAGACGACCUGCCCAGGCAGGAAACUUCCAACCAAGACAAAUGCGCGUCAAAAAGGAGGAGCCCGAAAUCGAUUUCAAGACGAGAAUGAAGAAUCUGACCAAAACGGCGGCAAAAACGCACUCUUGGAUAAAGAAGGAAGAUCCAGACACCAAGCCAGUCAAGGUGAAGAAGGAAAGAAGGCGGAAAUCGUACGACAGCUAUUCGGAAGAUUCUGAGGAGGAAGACAGGCGGUUAACGAGGAAAGCGAAGAAGAAACUCGGCCUAUCGGAUUCCGACGAGGAGCUCGAGCUUUCCGCCCGCGAGCGGGACGCUAGAACAGUAAUCGCCAUGCAGCUUGCUCACGAGAUCAGAGAAUUCGACCUGAAGGACUUUUUCUCCUCGGUUGGAGAUGUUCGCGCAGUCAAGCUGAUAAAAGACGAAAGGCACAAAACGCAGGGACUGGCGUAUAUAGAGUUUAAACAUGUUCAAUCCGUUCCCUUAGCGAUGGGUCUGACGGGACAGAGAGUAUUGGGAAGAGCGAUCGUGGUCCACCACGCUCAGGCCGACAAGAAUCGACACUCGGAAAAGCUAGAGCAGGCGAAAAAGAAUCUGAUGAAAGCUGGCACCGGGCCAUACAAAAUCAGAGUCGACAAAUUGCACAAAACUGUCACCGAAGAACAGCUCAAAAUGAUCAUGGAGCCAUUUGGCCGCGUGGAAAAGGUUCAAAUAAUCAAGGAUGGCUUUUCUGGCGGCUCUUCCGGCACAGCGUUCGUGACCUUUGUCGACUGCGAGGGCGGUGAAGAUGCGAUCCGGCAUUUGCACAACUUCGAUUUGGGAGGACUUAACCUUAUUCUCAGAAUGGUCGCGAAAGGCAAAGCUGCCAGAGAGCACGAGCACGAUAUGCGCCAGUUGAUGAUUGAAAGCAGCCACAAUCCAAACGCGAUGAAGGCAAUGCUAGACUAUCAACCUAAAAAGGCUAUCGAGGGCGUCCAGUAUACUCCUGUGAAAUCAGAAGUCUCGGCGGCUGGUUCCGGAUACGGCAACUCGAAAGCGGCCCAGCGUAUGAUGGCCAGACGGCAAGCUGCUCCGAUCAGUACGCAGUGCUUCCAAAUCGCCAAUGCAUUCGAUGUCAAUUCUGAAAAAGGAAAGUGGCCAGAAAAAGUGCGAAAAGAAGUUAUCCAACGAGUGUCCAACUUUGGAGAUGUGUAUCACGUCCAUGUGGACCAAAACAGCUUGGCGGGCAACGUCUUCGUUAAAGUCGCUUCAGCCGCUUCUUGCCAAUCCGCUGUGAACUCGCUGCACGGGCGACAAUUCCGCGGCCGAAGCGUAACCGCCGCGUAUAUUCCACUGCCAAAUUAUCAUCAAUUGUUUCCUGCUUCUGUUUCUGCUUCCGCAGCACUCAAAUAG
Oikopleura dioica is the source of this 1467-nucleotide messenger RNA. NCBI's taxonomy places the organism in Eukaryota, Metazoa, Chordata, Appendicularia, Copelata, Oikopleuridae. The record is from the annotation of a GenBank genome assembly.